Molecule: messenger RNA, 3879 nt
Organism: Lutra lutra (Eurasian river otter)
Lineage: Eukaryota; Metazoa; Chordata; Mammalia; Carnivora; Mustelidae
Gene: SPEM3
Product: SPEM family member 3
Exons: 4
Coding region: 64-3750 (1228 amino acids)
Biological process (GO): sperm individualization; flagellated sperm motility
Cellular component (GO): cytoplasm
Source: RefSeq, a predicted model, not a curated record
CUGGCUCCUAGUGAGUAUGUGGGGGCCACGGGGGGGGCCCAGGUAGUCCUGGGACCCCCGGCCAUGGGUGAGCGAGCCCACCACGGAGCUCAAGUGUGCUCUGGCACCAACCCCAGGAAGUGCCAGGACCUCGGAGACUCUAUCCUUCUGAUUCUGGGCAGUGUCAUUUUGCUCAACGUGGGGAUCAACGUGGUGACUCUGCUCUGGAGGCAUCUGAAGAGCUCCCUGCGGAUCCUUUUCCAUCAUUUUUUCCCUAAAGACAAGCAUCCCAGCUGUGCAGGCGGCCAUCCCAUGUGCACCCGCUGCUCCAUGGACCCCAAGAACCUGUGCUCGAGAGUCUCCUCCCGCUUCCACCGUCGCCCCGGCUUCCUGGCCGGGCACCCUAACCAUCUCAGCUCCUGGAUUCCAGACAUGAACGACGAGAAAGCUUCUGGGUGCUGCUGGGUGCCACCUCCGUGUGGGCACACCGGGGCUCCCGUGGAUGCUCCCUGGGGACCGUGGAAGGAGGGGUUGAUGGGAGCUGGGGAAGCCCCCCAGGUCACAGCCUUAAAGGCCCAGGCCCCCUUUAUCUCCAGGCACCAGACACCUUCCCAGUUCCCCAGGAUGAGCACGGUGGACGUGGUUCCCCUCCUCUUGCCCCAUGAGAGCAAGACCAACACCCCAGACUAUGACCCACCCCGUGCCCCCGCCCAGACCCACACCCACUCCCCAGCCCAUACCCUUGAGCACACCACAGCCCAGGCCCAGACCUCCUUCCCAGCCCAUGGACCUGAGCGCACCACUCCCAGGGCCCAGACCUCCUUCUCAGUCCACACCCCUGAGCACACCACCCCCAGGGCCCAGACCUCCUUCCCAGUCCACACCCCUGAGCACACCACCCCCAGGGCCCAUGCCUCCUCCUUAGCCCAUGCCCCCGAGCACACCAGCCCCCAGGCCCAGACCCUCCAAACCCAUGGACCUGAGCACACCACCCCCAGGGCCCAGACCUCCUUCCCAACUCACACCCCUGAGCACACCACCCCCCAGGCCCACCCAGCUCACACCCUUGAGUAUAACCUGCCUCAGGCCCAGAUCCAUUCCCCAGCCCAAGCCCCCAAGUACCACUUCCUUCAGGCCCAUACCUACCCCAUAGCCCUCACCCCUGAGCACAUCACCCCCCAAGCCCAUGCUGCUGAACACACCCCGGCCCUGGUCCAUGGCCCCGAGCACACCGCAGUCCAGGCCCAUACCUACCCCCCAGGCUUUACCCCUGAGCACACUCAGCCCACUCCUGCCCAGGCCCAGAACCCUGAGCAACCCCCAGCCCAUCCCCUGGGUCACACUCCUGAGCACGUAAUAGCCCACAGCCCAGCCUGCACUCCAGCCCAUGAUCCUCUAACCCACACCCAUGCACCUCACCCGUUGGUGCCCUCUCCCGCCUCUGCCCCAGCCCCUCCCCCAACUACCCUUGUCCCAGCCCCUCCUCCAGCCCCUGGCCCAAUCUCCGUCCCAGCGCCUGGCCCAGCUCUGGUCAUGACCCUGACGACCACUCCUGUCCCCACUCCGGUCCCUGUCACCACCCGUACCCCCAUCCUAACUCCUAUUCCUUCUACCCUGACUGCCUUUGGCCAAGACCUCUCCACUGGCCACGUGGUCUACGAUGCCCGCAGGGUGAAGCAGAGCGUGCACCAUAUGUGCCCCCCUCCACCCUCUGGGUAUUCCAGAAAGGAUGUGGGCACCCUCCGCAGGCCCCAAGAGGGGCAGGGUCUGGACAGCUCUGGUACAGUGGAGCCAACAACGAAGCAACCCAACAGGGACAGUGCCAAGCCCUCCACAGGCUCCGUCCUGGGCUACCUGGAGUUGGGGAAUGUGGAAUGGAAGAUCUCGAAUGAUGCCAAAGACAAGUUCUUACAGCCCAAGACCUUCCCUUAUUUCAGCGUCCAUCCCUGCAGUUCGGAGAGGAGACGCAAAGAUUCUCAGACUCCGGUCUACCCCAAAUUCCUUGUCUACUCCAAGGAGGCCACACCUUCUCAGUGUUGCUUUCAUUCUCUGAACACUACCCAGAGCUCAGUGAGCACCAUCCCUCCCCCAUGCACUCUUUCUCUGCCUCUUAUGUCCCCCAGAUCCUUUGUCCCUCAUCAAGCCUCCAACCACCAGCAGCUCUCUGCCUCAGUGCGACCCCCCACCUUUCCCCCAACCUCCAAAUCUUCUCAGUCCGUCUCCUCUUCCCAGUUCCCCAUCCCUCUACACUUCUCCAAGACUUUCCAACCCCCAAUUCCACCCCAGCCCCCUAAACUUCAGGGGAGUCUGGGCCUCAACCAAGAUUCUGGCCUCCAAAGGACUUCAAGCCUUUCAAAGGACUUGAGAGUUCCCAGGAACACAGGCCUUGCUGAAGAUCCAGGCCUAAACAAGCCCCCAGGCCCUACUCUAGACCCUUCUCUCUGCAAGAGUCCGAGCCCUUCUCAAGAUUCUGGACUUCACAAGAAUCUGGUCAUUACCCAAGAUUCUGGCCCCCAAAAGAGCCUAGAUCCUACUCAAAAUGCAGGUAUCUUUAGAAGGCCAUGUCUCACCCAACCUUGUAACCUCCACAAGGACAUACCAUUUCCCCAAACUUCCGACAUUCAGAGGAGUUCAGGCUUUAUGCAAAACUCUGGCGUCUAUAGGAAUCUAGAACAAAACCAAGAGACUAUACACCAUAAAAGGCAAGAUCUCUCCCAGACAACAGGCCUCUGUAAUAGUGCGGGACCCUCUCAAGAUUCUGGAAUUUACAAGAGCACAGGUCAUGCUUGUGAGCUGGAAGUCUCCAGGAGUCUAGGCCUUCCCCAAGAUCCUUGCCCACAGAAGAGCCCAUACCAAGACUCUGAAGUCAACAGGUGCUCAGGCUUGAUGCAAACCUCUGGUCUCCAUAAGAGCUCAGGACUUACCCAAGACUCCGGAGACUACAAGAAUCCAGGCCUGACACAAGCCAUUGAAGUCGAAAGGAGAUGUGGCCGGACACAAGACGUUGGAAUUUACAGGAGCCAAGAAUAUAACCAAGACCCUAACUUCCACCAGUACCCAGGAAUUAAUCAAGAUCCUGGCCCCCAUAAGGGCCCAGCCUUUACUCAAGACCAUGUCCUCCCCAAGACUCAAAGCCUUAUUAGAGAAUCCAGCCUCCACAAGGAUUCACCCCUUAGCUCACAUCCCAACCACCCCAAGAACCCAGGCCUUGCUCUAAGUACCGACUCAGAACAAGUCUUGGGCCUGCCUCAGACCCCAAAGUCCUCACUGUGCCCGAAGUUAUGUGCAUCUGAGCAGGCUCCCCAGAAGGAGGACCCACAACAGCGCCUUCCGUGGCUGCCUGUCCCACCUAGUCAGAACUCCAGCUCGCCCAAGCCCCCGGCGGUGAUCUACAAUGACCUGCAAACCUUCUCAGAGGUCCCUUUGCUAAUUGAGCUGCAGCCAUCCUCCCGGCGAGCAGGUGGCCAAGACUGGGCGUACCGUCCCGUGGAUCCGGUGCCUUCAGCCUCCCAGAGCUAUCGCCAGAUGUCUAUGCCUCCCAAAGUCAACUGGAAGCCCUACUGCCCUGGGUCAGGCACCCGGGUUGGGCAUGUGGUCUUCGAUGCCCGCCAGAGACAGUUUGGGGUGGGCAGGGACAAGUGUGAAGCUCUGUCUCCCAGACGCAGUCGCCAAGAGGCGUGCAGCAACCCCCCGGAGACCACCAAGGAGUGGGGAUAUCAGAGUGUGAUGAGAACCUUGGAGAAAGAGGGGGCAAAGGUGCAUCAGGAAUAAAGAGGCGAGAGAAUGAUUGGUUGUUUGGGGACAUCUGCCCUAGCCCUGUUCCUGAUGCUGUGGCCCCCCCACGGGGCCCAAUGAGGGCUGCUACUCUAUCCCUGCCCCUGUUUCUCCUGCAUCCCUGUG